GGUGCUCUGCGUUUUCCGGAUAAUUUCAGGGUAUUUCUUGUUCGAAACGGACCAAAUUUGAUUCCACGUGAGAGAUAAGGAAUCGAGGAAUCGCCAGGUUACAUUUGUAACCACAUUGGUGGGAUAUUGGCCAUUCAGGAGAGAAAUUGUUUUUCCCUCCAAAAUUCAAGAUGCCGCUACUAAAACGACACAUUUUUGAGCGAGAGAAACCUCCACCCGAUUUAAAACCCGACGAUGAAGUGUUCUACUGUAAGAUGACAAAUGAAAUCUUCAGAGAUUAUGAGGAAUUUUUCGAGCGGAUCAUUUUGUGUAACAGCCUAGUAUGGUCUUGUUCCAUCACGGGACGGUCUGGGAUGACAUUCCAAGAGGCUCUGGAAUGCGAGAGCCGGGCUAAAAAGCAUCUGGCCACAUUUCCAAGUUACCUGGAAAAACCCAUUCUUUACUUGGCGUCGUUGACACACCGAAGCCGACUGGUGGACUUGAAUGACGACGUAUUCGUCUAUGCGAAGGAUCGUUACUUCAAAGGGGAAGUCGUCGAUGUACUUCAUGGAAGUCUAAGAAAAGUAUGCAAAAUCAUGAAAGUUGUGCUCCCCAAUGUUCCACAGUUGUUAAAUGGCAGUGCAGCAGACAGCAGUGAGACAGAUGGCAGUGAAGUAGAAGAGAUGGAUAGUGUUCCUACUUCUCCCUCUAAGAAGGCUUUUAACUUGAAGCCAUCUAAGUUCCAGUAUGUCGUACUGGAAGAAGGUAGCACAAGCUCUAUCAUCGUCAAAGCUGAAAAUGUUGCACGAAGAAAGGGUGUGUACACAAGAGACAAGAGCAAGUUAUUCUUAAAGCAGCACUGUGAACCAGAGUACGGGCUGUGGAAGGUCAAGGAUUCAAUUCUGAAGAAGAAUGGGUUACAUGGUGCUAAGUUUGAAGACUUUUUUGCUGGACCUCCACCGGCUUUUGCUCAUUCCCCAAUCAAGAAAAAGACAAAUGCGAAAAAAUUAAAUGCAAGCACAUCUGACACAUCUCCUACUUCUGAGAAGAGAAAGAGGAAGAAAUCAGAAGAAGAAAAGCCAAAGAGAAAAUAUACAAAGAAAGAGAAAGUGGAGAGAGUUGCCCCGGUGAUACCUGACGAAGGCCUUCAGCAUAUGACCAAAGAGGAGAAGCUGGCCUUGCGUGAGAAGGAGAAAGAGGAGAAGAAACAGGCACGCCUGGCCCAGAAGGAGGAGAUGAGGAAGCAGUUGGAAGUGAUGAAAGAGAAGAUGAAGGAAGAGAGAGCCAAGGAGAGAGAGAAAUUACGAGAAGAGAAGAGGAAACAGGUGGAGAUAAUGAAGGAAUGGAGUCGACCCAGAGAAGAUAUGGAGUGUGAUGAUCUUGUGGACAUUCCUCAGCCUACCCCUGUACAGACCAAGAUGCCUCCAGAGUUGUUUGGGGAAGCAGUUAUGGCUCUAGAAUUUCUCCAUUCCUUUGCUGAACUCUUUGAUAAAGAUGAUCAGUUUCCAGGAACUUUCACUUUAGAGCUGAUGGAGAGAGCGCUGAUGGAGAAUGACAUCAGUUCUCCUCUGACUGAGCUGCUCCGCUUCCUCCUCACCACCAUCUUUAACCUGCAAGAUGAGGAAGAGGAGGAAGAGUUGGAACUGAUGAAAAGGGAUGAGAAUAAAGCUGGUGAAACUGUCGACCUUGGUGAUGAUGAUUUUGGUAACUCGGAUUUAUCAAAGAAACAGCUGCUUCAAACAGCUACAGCUGCCUCUCUCACCCCACAGCUAUACCAUGGGUGUUCACUAAGGCGGAUGGCUAUUGACACCUUUACACUGACAGAAGUGCUCCGUCUGCAUUUUUUGUCUUCUGGGGCCAGGGUGGGAGCAAAGAAUAACAAGUUCCGUUACCAGCAGCGUGGAGGUUACACACCUCUGGAUGACCCAGGCUUUGAGUUCAAACACCAGCACCCAGCCAUUAUUCGCAGUCUGGCUGUCAGCAACGUCUUUGAUCUCCUGCCAGAGGAAAAGAUUCAAAUAGUAAUGACACUGAUCAACCAGUUCCUGACAUACGCCACAACGCGGGACUUUCUGGAAGAUAACUUUGAGAAAAUCCGACAGCAGAAGAUGGACCUAAAGCAGCUACAGUGGGGAGAGCUGAGAAGGGAGAGGGAGGAGGCUCAUGCCAGGUAUCGUAAGAAGAUGGAAGAAAAGGCCAGAGAAAAGGAAAGAAUAGCGGAGCUAAGAGCAUUGAAGAUGAAAGAGAAAGAAGGGGCCAUGCAAGGAGAAGAUGCUAAUGAAAGUGUUGAAAAAGAACCAGAAAUAGCUGAACCUUCAGAACCCAAGAAGGCUGAUGUGCCACGCAUGUCUGCACAUGCCGUGAAGAAGUUUAUGCGUGAUCUAGAUGGCAAAGUGAUGAGUGUUCUGCAGCGUGACAACAAGUCACAGCGACAGCGCAGUAAAAAGAGCCAGCAAGAGGAGACGCAAACGAUUGAGGAGCUUCUUGCAGACAUGGACAAGGUGGAUGAAGAUCAGCUUGAUCCAGAGGAAAUAGAAAAGUUCCGCUUCAAGCGAGAGGAGUUAGAGAUAAGGCGCAAAGAAGAUUACGUACAGAGGGAGAAAGACUUAACAGAAGGACUGCUCAAGCUGCAGGCAGGCAAUGCCAUCUAUCCUGUGGGCAGAGACAGAUUUUACAGGCGUUAUUGGGUGUUUAGAUCUCUACCAGGUCUUUUUGUGGAAAACAAUGAUGAGUUUAUACCCGAAUAUAUGUUUGACAACGGUGUAAACACGUCUUUUGAAAGCAACUUCCUACCUCUGAACUCUCAGAAAGGUAAAAAUUGUGUUGAAGAGAAAAGCACCAGCAGUGACAAAGAGAACGAAUCAUUUGAAUUGACCAAUGGGAAUGCCACACCAAAAAUAUUGACCAAUAAAAGCUCAAAUGUCAGCGAGCAUGAGAUACCUGUGAUUGACCUUGAGCCCCCAGACUUAGAUAACGAGCGCAGCAGUGUUGUGGCGGAGAAUGAGAAGCCGCCCGAGUUGGAUUUGUGUGUUGACCAUCGGGCCAGCCAGCAGCGAGUCAUGUGGAGCUAUAUCAGUACCACAGAGCAGUUUGAUUCACUACUCAAGAGCCUGAAUGUGAGGGGCUUCAGAGAGGGAGCUCUCAAACAGUGUCUGAAGGAACAAAAAUUGAGAAUAGUAGACUCAAUACGAAACUGUCCCCAAGAGGCCCUACAAAUUACCUAUGACCCUGAAGAGGCAGGGAAAAAACCUGGCAAAUCUGGCAGCAAGUCAACGCAGGGCUCCAUGAAAAAUGACAGUGCUCAGGAAUUACUUGAGCUAAAUCUCCGGGACAUGUUAUUGGAGAUAGAGGAGAGGAUUUAUGUGGGCAGUCUUGGCAGUAUAAAGGUGAAGGACAGGUUAAAGUGGAAAGAUGCAAUAGAAAGAGGAGGAUAUGACCCUCAAACAGAUGACCCCACAUUCUGCCUGCCAGAGGAUGCAAAGGAUGACGAUAAAAUGUCAGAGACGUCAGAGAGCUCCGUGGCUCUUGUCAGAGACCUGGCCAUGGCCCUGUUACAGAUUGAGCGAGGCUUGGAACCAAAGUUCCUGGUCAAGCCAUUAGGAGACAAUGAUAAUUCUAGGAAGAGCAAACAGAAGGCCGGAUCAACUGCUGCUUCCAAGGACAAGAGCAAGAAAAAAGUGAAAAGUGAGAAGAAAAGUGCAGAUUCUGAUGCAGAGGAGGAUGAUGAGGAGUCUUCUAAGCCUGUCCUGCGUACUACCUUGGAGAGGUGGGAGGAGUCUCUGCUUCAGUCCACCAGCCUCUCCCAGAUCUACUUGUACUUAGCCACGCUGGAGCGCAGCAUCACCUGGUCCAAGUCUGCACUGCACGCCCGCUGCCGUAUCUGCAGGCGUAAGGGAGACGGAGACAAGAUGUUACUGUGCGAUGGUUGUGACAGGGGUCAUCAUAUGUACUGCCUUAAACCAGCUGUCAAGCACAUUCCUCAAGGAGAUUGGUUCUGCCCAGAUUGUCGCCCUAAGGAGAUCCGCACCCCACGGAAAGGGCGUCGGCGAACAUUCAGUGAGGAGACAGAUGAGGAGGCAGAGUCUGAGGAGGAGGAAGAGGAAAGGGAGGAGGAGGAAGAGGCUGAGGAUGGAAGUAAUGAGGAUAGCUCUGAGGAGGAAGAAGUCAGUGAGGAGGAGGAGGAGGCGGAUACUGAGGAGGAGGAAGAGGAUGCCAACGACAACACCUGCACUGUCUGUAAGAAGGGAGGGAAGCUGCUGUGUUGUGACAGCUGCCCACUGUCCUAUCACCUGCGCUGUGCCGACCCACCUCUCUCUAAAGUACCAAAGGGAAAGUGGCUGUGUCAAGCCUGCAAGAAGGCAGAGAGUAGGGCUGGCAAGAUUAAGAUAGCGAAAGUGUCCAAAUCUAAGAAGGCCACACCCACAUCUAGUCUGUCAGGCUCCCGCAGAAGCAGUCCCGUCCCUGGGAAAGCUUCCAGUCGCACUAAGCGGCGACACUCAGACACUGAUCAGGACCGUGGAGCCAGCACAUCAAGACAAAGUAAACAUUCACGUCUCUCCCUCGAACCUGACUUUGGGGGAGACUCAGACUCGGGUACCCACAAAUCUUUGAGCAGUUACCGUGGUAACAGUAAGGUGCAGCAGAUGAAGGUGUGUGAGGACAUGGUAAAUGAUCUGAUGAGGGAGGAGGCUGCCUGGCCGUUCCUGAAACCUGUCAGCAAGAAACUGGUGCCAGACUACCACGAGAUCAUUAGUCAUCCCAUGGACUUCUCCACAAUAAGGAACCGUAUCAAUAAAUACGAGUACCAGGACCCUCAAACUUUACUGGCAGAUGUACGCCUCAUUUUCCAGAACUGUGAAAGCUACAAUAUCAAGACCUCUCCAGAGUACAAGGCCGGUGUCAAACUGCAGAAAAUCCUGGAGAAACGUGUACAAGACUUAGGCUUAAACCUGGAUGACAUGGCCAGUGGUAGUGGAGGGGCAAAGAAGCGAGCUCGCCGCCACUAACAAUUAGAACAUAGUAACUUAUACUGUAUCCAGCUCAAAUUUCAGAUAUUACUUCCUUAUAAUUUAAUGUUGUCAUCUGUUUCAAGAUGUGUAAAGAAUACACUGUUAAUGUGGGAACUGUGUGCCUGACAAACACUUGUACAGUAAGAGGCUUUAAAAAAAUAUAGCGGUAUAAAGUUUUCUGUUCAGUGCUUUUCCUUGUUAAGGCAACCAGGCCAGAUGGGUGGCAAAGUCUGCUCUGUAUUAGCCUUUGUCAUGUAGCUUGCAUGAUCUAUUUAGACUUUCUCAAAUAUGCCAUAUAUGUGUGUGUUUUCAGCUUUAAAUGGCACAGCCUGUAGUAUCUAAAAUUUGUGGUGAAUGUCUGCAGUGACAGUGUUUUGGUCGUUUGUUGUUAAAGCUAGAUUGACAUCUUUUAUUGGUUCAGCUUGUUGUCCCCAUCGUAGACCAAUUUGAUUGGCCCAACCCGUACGAAGAGUAGGUAGAUAGAAAGAGUUCAGAAAAGUGGAUCAGCCCUUGGCAUGUGCUCUUAUCCUGCAGACCCUGUGCUCUUUAAAUGGCGACUGUCUUGAGAUUUACUUGUAAAACACAUCCUGUGUCCGCAGCAGUCUAUUUACUCAUUGAUUCCAGUUAAGAAUAGAAAGCAUUGUUCCUUUGUUGCAAUUUUGCUUUUUUUCCCCCCCUGGCAGAUGAUUUGUCUAUAUUGCGUUCCGGUGUGGGCGGAGUACGACGUUAAAUCCCAAGCACUCACUCACUCCCGCUGUGGGCGUUGCUUUCUGUAAAUAUGAAGUGAGCUUGUACAGUAUUGAGGUUGUUGAAUGUUUUGGGCGUGGUGUUGUAAGGGUUUUAAGUCUGUGGAAUAAUUGUUUGCUGUAUUACCUCGUUAAAGUAGG
Liolophura sinensis is the source of this 5875-nucleotide messenger RNA. RefSeq names its product bromodomain adjacent to zinc finger domain protein 1A-like. Bases 171 to 4985 code for a protein of 1604 amino acids. The transcript is spliced from 24 exons. Gene Ontology annotation, cellular component: CHRAC; nuclear chromosome. The record is from RefSeq and is a predicted model, not a curated record. Gene Ontology annotation, biological process: chromatin remodeling; positive regulation of DNA replication; regulation of heterochromatin formation. NCBI's taxonomy places the organism in Eukaryota, Metazoa, Mollusca, Polyplacophora, Chitonida, Chitonidae. Gene Ontology annotation, molecular function: protein binding; DNA binding.